Thermochaetoides thermophila DSM 1495 is the source of this 393-nucleotide messenger RNA. RefSeq names its product mitochondrial 54S ribosomal protein uL14m. The coding region runs from base 1 to 393 and encodes 130 amino acids. Gene Ontology annotation, biological process: translation. The transcript is spliced from 3 exons. Gene Ontology annotation, cellular component: ribosome; mitochondrial large ribosomal subunit. Gene Ontology annotation, molecular function: structural constituent of ribosome; large ribosomal subunit rRNA binding. Lineage: Eukaryota; Fungi; Ascomycota; Sordariomycetes; Sordariales; Chaetomiaceae. The record is from RefSeq and is a predicted model, not a curated record.
AUGAUCCAACUAAAGACGAUGCUUAACUGUAUCGACAACUCGGGCGCCGCCCUUGUCGAAUGCGCCAUGAUUGUCGGCCAGAAGAGACAUGCCUCGAUCGGCGACCGGAUCGUCGUUGUUGUGCAGAAGCAGCGUGGUGCUGGUGCCGAGGGCAUGGCCGGUACUUCGGGUGCCAAGGUCAAGCGUGGUGAUAUCCGGCACGCCGUCGUUGUCCGGACCAGGCAACCCGUCCAGAGAAGAGAUGGCAGCGUCAUUCGGUUCGACGACAAUGCCUGCGUGCUGAUCAACAAGUCUGGUGAUCCCAUCGGCACCCGCAUCAACGGCGUCGUGGGUCAGGAGCUGAAGAAGAAAAAGUGGAGCAAGAUUCUCAGCAUGGCACCCAUGCAAGCGUAA